AUGGCCAUACGGAGCGAUUCGGGGCUUUGCACCCUGUCCCACAGGGCGCAGAGGUGCCACAAGCCUGAGACCGGCGCCUUUGACGCAAUGCCUCGUCACACGACCAAAGCCUCCGCAGCAAUAUGGAGAGUGGUGGGCCACGGCAGCAACUGUAGAGUAACACUCAAACACGCCGGCGGCCGGCGAGGUGGCCGGCGUAGGCAAGCAAGGCUAUCGUCGAUAGCUCGCGCAGUUGUCACGCCCUUUGAAGCUGGACAAUGUCCGACGCGAACGCACAGAUUUCUCGGGCGCGUGACCAGACCAGUAUUAUCGUCGGCCUCACAAAGGCUCACGGAACGGGCUGACACCCAAUCUCAACUGUGGGUCCCAAUGCUGAAGCCUAUCAGCCAGGUUGGCCCACGGUGUUCUCGCCCCGGAAGGACAGGGCGUUGUGCCAGAGAUAACCGUGGAUGCGAUGUCCGGCCCCAAUGGCUGGCGGGGAAUGGACACGAAUAUAGCGAUAAUAAUGGGGCCCUGGAGCAAAUCAAGCUGUCAGAUCCCAGAAAGCUGGCCGACGAGCUCGCCAGGGGGAUGAGGGAUGAUACCACGCUGGGCUAA
Verticillium alfalfae VaMs.102 is the source of this 597-nucleotide messenger RNA. RefSeq lists its product with no specific name. The transcript has 2 exons. Bases 1 to 597 code for a protein of 198 amino acids. NCBI's taxonomy places the organism in Eukaryota, Fungi, Ascomycota, Sordariomycetes, Glomerellales, Plectosphaerellaceae. The record is from RefSeq and is a predicted model, not a curated record.